Oppia nitens is the source of this 786-nucleotide messenger RNA. RefSeq names its product golgin subfamily A member 7-like. The transcript is spliced from 4 exons. Lineage: Eukaryota; Metazoa; Arthropoda; Arachnida; Sarcoptiformes; Oppiidae. Gene Ontology annotation, cellular component: palmitoyltransferase complex. Gene Ontology annotation, biological process: protein targeting to membrane; peptidyl-L-cysteine S-palmitoylation. The record is from RefSeq and is a predicted model, not a curated record. Bases 197 to 703 code for a protein of 168 amino acids.
UGAUUUUGAUUCAUAACAAACCAUUGUUUUUAUAGCUUUUUUAGUAUUGAAUUUACAUUUGAUAUCAAAAUAACACUUUUGAUGACAAUUUAAAUGAUUAUUAACACAAUUAUUAUGUUAUUUAUUAUUAAAUGACAUAAAGUUAUGCUUUAUAUUGUUUGUGAACUCAUUUAAUGGUUAUUAUUAGUCGGUAAAGAUGUCGAAGAAUGAUAUCAAAGAAAUGAAAUGUCUUAAUUCGGACCAAACAAAAAUCAGUUCACCGAAUGUCCGCAAAGUAUUCAUUCAAAGAGAUUAUGGCGAAGGAACUGAUGUCAGGUUUCAGAAGAAAUUUCCGCAAGAAUUAGAGGAAUACAUUGAUAGACAAUCGUUUGAAUACCUGAUCGACACAUUGAACAGCAUUUAUGCCGACGCGGAGACAAUGAGUGGCCGCAUAUGUCUUGAGAGUUGUUUUGCCUGUUUUACCGCUUAUUUAACGUACAUUUGUUGCGAUACUUAUUACGAUAAGUGUUUGCGAAAGAUCUCAGCGUUUAUUGCCGAACAAAACGAUACGGUUUGGAAACCAAGAAAUCUUUACGUAACCGAUCCCAUCGAAAGAGGUCUUAGAGUGAUAGAGAUUGCUAUUAUUGAACCAAACGGUGAACAGAUGCACACAAACACCGGAAACACUAACUAUAAUUCAGUGACUAAUAACAGAAACCCAUAAAUCGCUUCUAAUUUAUACUAAUUUUAAAUUUUUUUUAAAUAUUUGAUUUUUUGUUAAUUUCUCAUUUAAAGUCAAACAACUCU